This is a messenger RNA of Pan troglodytes (chimpanzee), 3553 nucleotides long. RefSeq names its product hyaluronan synthase 2-like. The transcript has a single exon. Gene Ontology annotation, biological process: extracellular matrix assembly; polysaccharide biosynthetic process; hyaluronan biosynthetic process. Gene Ontology annotation, cellular component: plasma membrane. The record is from RefSeq and is a predicted model, not a curated record. The coding region runs from base 375 to 2033 and encodes 552 amino acids. Gene Ontology annotation, molecular function: hyaluronan synthase activity. Lineage: Eukaryota; Metazoa; Chordata; Mammalia; Primates; Hominidae.
AAAAAGAGAUUUUCUGUUAUCGGGGGCAGAAAGACUGAAGCACAAAAAAAAAAAAAAAAAAAAAGAAAGAAAAGAAAAGAAAAAAGAAAAGUUAAUUUAUUUUUAAAGCAUAAUUUUUUUAAGAAUUAGACUGAAGUGCAACGGAAACAUAAAGAGAAUAUUAGUGAAAUUAUUUUUUAAAGUGGGGAAGAAUCAAACAUUUAAGACUCCCCUAUCCUUUUUAAAUGUUGUUUUUAAAUUUCUUAUUUUUUUUGGCCGGUCGUCUCAAAUUCAUCUGAUCUCUUAUUACCUCAAUUUUGGAAACUGCCCGCCACCGACCCUCCGGGACCACACAGACAGGCUGAGGACGACUUUAUGACCAAGAGCUGAACAAGAUGCAUUGUGAGAGGUUUCUAUGUAUCCUGAGAAUAAUUGGAACCACACUCUUUGGAGUCUCUCUCCUCCUUGGAAUCACAGCUGCUUAUAUUGUUGGCUACCAGUUUAUCCAAACGGAUAAUUACUAUUUCUCUUUUGGACUGUAUGGUGCCUUUUUGGCAUCACACCUCAUCAUCCAAAGCCUGUUUGCCUUUUUGGAGCACCAAAAAAUGAAAAAAUCCCUAGAAACCCCCAUAAAGUUGAACAAAACAGUUGCCCUUUGCAUCGCUGCCUAUCAAGAAGAUCCAGACUACUUAAGGAAAUGUUUGCAAUCUGUGAAAAGGCUAACCUACCCUGGGAUUAAAGUUGUCAUGGUCAUAGAUGGGAACUCAGAAGAUGACCUUUACAUGAUGGACAUCUUCAGUGAAGUCAUGGGCAGAGACAAAUCAGCCACUUAUAUCUGGAAGAACAACUUCCACGAAAAGGGUCCCGGUGAGACAGAUGAGUCACAUAAAGAAAGCUCGCAACAUGUAACGCAAUUGGUCUUGUCCAACAAAAGUAUCUGCAUCAUGCAAAAAUGGGGUGGAAAAAGAGAAGUCAUGUACACAGCCUUCAGAGCACUGGGACGAAGUGUGGAUUAUGUACAGGUUUGUGAUUCAGACACUAUGCUUGACCCAGCCUCAUCUGUGGAGAUGGUAAAAGUUUUAGAAGAAGAUCCCAUGGUUGGAGGUGUUGGGGGAGAUGUCCAGAUUUUAAACAAGUACGAUUCCUGGAUCUCAUUCCUCAGCAGUGUAAGAUAUUGGAUGGCUUUUAAUAUAGAAAGGGCCUGUCAGUCUUAUUUUGGGUGUGUUCAGUGCAUUAGUGGACCUCUGGGAAUGUACAGAAACUCCUUGUUGCAUGAGUUUGUGGAAGAUUGGUACAAUCAAGAAUUUAUGGGCAACCAAUGUAGCUUUGGUGAUGACAGGCAUCUCACGAACCGGGUGCUGAGUCUGGGCUAUGCAACAAAAUACACAGCUCGAUCUAAGUGCCUUACUGAAACACCUAUAGAAUAUCUCAGAUGGCUAAACCAGCAGACCCGUUGGAGCAAGUCCUACUUCCGAGAAUGGCUGUACAAUGCAAUGUGGUUUCACAAACAUCACUUGUGGAUGACCUACGAAGCGAUUAUCACUGGAUUCUUUCCUUUCUUUCUCAUUGCCACAGUAAUCCAGCUCCUCUACCGGGGUAAAAUUUGGAACAUUCUCCUCUUCUUGUUAACUGUCCAGCUAGUAGGUCUCAUAAAAUCAUCUUUUGCCAGCUGCCUUAGAGGAAAUAUCGUCAUGGUCUUCAUGUCUCUCUACUCAGUGUUAUACAUGUCAAGUUUACUUCCCGCCAAGAUGUUUGCAAUUGCAACAAUAAACAAAGCUGGGUGGGGCACAUCAGGAAGGAAAACCAUUGUUGUUAAUUUCAUAGGACUCAUUCCAGUAUCAGUUUGGUUUACAAUUCUCCUGGGUGGUGUGAUUUUCACCAUUUAUAAGGAGUCUAAAAGGCCAUUUUCAGAAUCCAAACAGACAGUUCUAAUUGUUGGAACGUUGCUCUAUGCAUGCUAUUGGGUCAUGCUUUUGACGCUGUAUGUAGUUCUCAUCAAUAAGUGUGGCAGGCGGAAGAAGGGACAACAAUAUGACAUGGUGCUUGAUGUAUGAUCUUCCAUGUUUUGACGUUUGCAGUCACACACAACACCUUAGUUCCUCUAGGGGCUGUACAGUAUUAUGGCAUCAGAUAAUGCCACCAAAGGAGACAUAUCACUGCUGCUGGGACUUGAACAAAGACAUUUAUAUGGGUUUAUUUUCAUUCUGCCAAAGUAAAACAAUACAUCAACAAGAAGAAACUCAGAUUUAACCUGUUAUUUCUAUGAAAAUGGGAUGAAUUCUUUGUUUAUGCACUUUUUCCUUACUGUGCAUCUGCCUGAAAGUGUUUUGCCCUAUAUACCUCACUAGCCAUGCUUUAUGUGGGUUAUCAUGGAAGAAAAGGAUUUUGGAAACUCAAGGAAAAGUUCUUUCAACCUAUACAACCUAACUUAUGGACUGUUUUGAUAGAUGAUAAUUUUUUUUUUUUAGGAAGGAUUUUCUUUUUAACUUUACCAAAUGAAAUGCCAAAGGAAGUUUUAAAGGCCGUUGGCUGUGCUGUAUUUUGAUAUAAUUGUACUAUGUUUUUAAAUUUUGUAUGCCAAUCUUAAAGACAAAUGUUGCAUAUUCUCUAUUUUACUUUUCUGCCAAAAUAAACCUGUUCUUCCUUUUUUAAAAUAAGUUCUUAAAAAAUUUAUACUUAAAAAAUCCUGCCCAAAAUGUGAAGCUUGGUUGACUGAUGUUCAUGAUAGAAAGAAUAAAAUGUUUCUCUCUUUCUACCUUAAAAAAAAAAAAAAAAAAGGGAUCUUUGAAAACAAAUACAUUUUGGCUCAAAGAAAAACAUUGGUUGAAUUAACUGUAACUACUUGACUCCUGUUAAGAAAGUAAAACACUGUUUUUUCCAGGUUUUAGAAUAGAGAAGUGGUGUAAAGAUUUUUUUUCUUUGAGUUGGUGUGGGGAAAUGGUAAAGCCAGAAAUUGGAAUGCUUCUCUUAAGGGGAAAUUUUCAAAUUUUGUUUUGCUUUUUGGUUUUCUUCUGACUCAUUCUUAGAAACUAAAGAGGCAUAGGAAGGGCAAUCUCUUCUGGGUAGAGUCAGGACUCCAGUCUCAACCUCUCAAAUCACUGCCAGCCAACCACCUGCUGUUUGGGUAGAUUAGUAGGAGAUGAUGGAGGUAUAAAAAAAGAUAAACUGCUAAAUGAUUAUGUAUGUAUAUCAUUCUUUUCCCAUUCAAAAUCUUAAAGCUGAGUAAGAACCCUUAAAGAUGUUAUAUCUGGAACUGAAUUUAAAAUAUGUGCUAAAGUGGGUAAUAUCAGGUAUCAUUUAUUGAGUGCUUAAUUACUGUAUGCCAAGCAUUGCAGUAAGCACUUUACAUACAUUAUCUUACUUAAUCUGCUUAACAACUUGACUCUGACAAGUCAUGUUCUCCUAUUAUAUAGUCUUAUGACAUCCUGAUUUCUGCUUUAUAGCACACAUUACAAAUGUAUUUUUUUAAAGCUCUAAAUAAUUAAUUUUGUAACUAGUUAUUUCUUUUUUGACUCACUGACUAGACUGAAAACUCCAUGAAGAUAAGGACCAUCUAUAUCUGUCCUGUAUUUCC